Messenger RNA from Fulmarus glacialis (Northern fulmar), 2249 nucleotides. It is a transcript of the gene UNC45B, whose product is annotated as unc-45 homolog B (C. elegans). NCBI's taxonomy places the organism in Eukaryota, Metazoa, Chordata, Aves, Procellariiformes, Procellariidae. The annotation marks the transcript as partial. Gene Ontology annotation, molecular function: Hsp90 protein binding. The transcript has 16 exons. The record is from RefSeq and is a predicted model, not a curated record.
AUGGAGGAUCCCAUCCAGCUGAAAGAGGAGGGCAAUAAAUAUUUUCAGGCCAGCGACUACGAGAAAGCUGUGCAAAGCUACACUCAAGCCAUAAAGCUCAACAAGGACAAGGCGCUGCAGGCAGUGCUGUACAGGAACAGGGCAGCGUGUUUCCUCAAAAAGGAGGAAUAUGCCAAAGCAGCCUCGGAUGCAUCUAGAGCUAUUGACAUCAAUGCCUCGGAUAUCAAAGCCUUGUACAGGCGCAGCCAAGCUCUGGAAAAAUUGGGGAAAUUGGACCAAGCAUUCAAAGAUGCUCAGAAAUGUGCCACCAUCGAACCCCGCAACAAAAACUUCCAGGAGACCCUGAGACGACUGGGGGCCAACAUCCAGGAGAAGCUGCACAUUCAGUUCUCCACGGACUCGAGGGUGCAGAAGAUGUUUGAAAUCCUGCUGGAUGAGAACAGUGAGAAAGAAAAGCGAGAAAAGGCUGCAAACAACCUCAUAGUGCUGGGGCGGGAAGAAGCGGGUGCCGAGAGGAUUUUCCAGAACAAUGGGGUCAGCUUGCUGCUGCAGCUGAUAGAAACCAAAAAUGCUGAGCUCAUCCUGGCAGCCGUGAGGACGCUUUCGGGCAUGUGCACAGGACAUAAGGCUCGGGCCACCGCCAUUCUCCAUUACCUGGGCGUUGACAACAUUUGUAUGUGGAUGUCGGUAGACAAUGAAGAAAUCUCCCUGGCUGUCUGCAACCUCCUGCAGACCAUCACCGACUGCUUGCUGGGCCAGGGGAAGGAGGAGCAUCACGGGAAGGAGGAGGCUGUAGUGCUAGAUACUAAAAAAGAUUUGAAGGUGAUCACAAUGCGUUUGCUGGAUAUGCUGGUCAGUAAGAAAGUAUCUGGGCAAGGGCGAGACCGAGCUCUCAACCUCCUCAACAAGAAUAUACCGAGGAAGGACCUGAAAGACCAUGACAACAGCAGGACCAUCUUUGUCAUCGACAAUGGCUUAAAAAAGAUACUGAAAGUGGUGGGCCAGAUUCCCGAGAUGCCUGACUGCCUGCCGCUGACAGAGAACACCCAGCUGACUGCCUCCGUCCUCCUAAAUAAACUCUACGAUGACCUGCGCUGCGACCCGGAGCGUGACAACUACCGGGUGAUCUGCGAGGAGUACAUCAAGAGCAAAAUCGAUCCACAGGACAUGGAUAAGACACUCAAUGCCAUCCAGAUGGUGUCUGGAGUUCUGCAAGGGCCCUUUGACUUAGGCAACAAGCUGCUUGGCAUGAAGGGAGUCAUGGAGAUGAUGGUUGCCCUGUGUGGGUCCGAGAGGGAGAUUGACCAGCUGGUGGCUGUGGAAGCCCUCAUCCACGCCUGCACCAAGCUGAGCCGGGCCACCUUCAUCAUCUCCAAUGGGGUGACACUCCUGAAGGAGAUCUACAAGAAGACCAAGAAUGAGAAGAUCAAAAUCCGAGCCCUGGUGGGUCUCUGCAAGCUGGGCUCAGCAGGAGGUACAGAUUAUGGACUGCGGCAGUUUGCUGAGGGGUCCACUGAGAAGUUAGCCAAACAGUGCCGAAAGUGGUUGUGUAACACCAGCAUUGAUGCCCGCACUAGGAAAUGGGCUGUGGAAGGGCUGGCAUAUCUAACCCUCGAUGCAGAUGUGAAAGACGACUUUGUUGAAGACGAGCCAGCCCUGCAAGCCAUGUUUGAAUUAGCCAAGACAAGUGACAAGACUAUCUUGUAUUCUGUGGCUUCUGCGCUGGUGAACUGUACCAACAGCUAUGAUACCAAGGAGCUGGUCCCAGAGCUGGUGCAACUGGCAAAAUUCUCCAAGCAGCAUGUGCCUGAGGAGCAUCCGAAGGACAAGAAGGAUUUUGUGGUGAAGCGGGUGAAGCGGUUGCUGAAAGCCGGUGUUGUCUCUGCCUUGGCCUGCAUGGUGAAGGCGGACAGUGUCAUACUGACGGACCAGAGCAAGGAGCUCGUUGCCAGGGUGUUUCUUGCCUUGUGUGAAGACCCCAAGGACCGCGGGACCAUUGUCGCUCAAGGCGGUGGAAAGGCCCUGAUACCUCUGGCUGUGGAAGGCACAGAAGUUGGCAAGAUAAAGGCUUCUCACGCCCUGGCAAAAAUUGCUGCUAUCUCCAAUCCUGACAUGGCAUUCCCAGGGGAGAGGGUGUAUGAGGUGGUGAGGCCCCUCGUCAGCCUGCUGAACACAGAGAGAGAUGGCCUCCAGAAUUACGAGGCUCUGUUAGGUCUCACUAACUUUUCAGGAAGAAGCGAUAAACUUAG